AUGACUUCUCCCCGUGUUGGCCUCAUCUUGAUCGAUCAUGGUUCGCCAUCAUCAGCUUGGAACAAGUCCCAUGAGGAGCUUCUACCUAAAAUAGAGGAGGAGCUGAGUCGGAGAGGGUUGGAAUCGAUGUUCUCUGCCAUACGUUGGUGCCAUAUGGAGUUCGUCCAACCAUCAGUCGCUGAGACCAUGAACGAGUUAGAGAGGGAAGGGAUAUCGCGGGUCAUCGCCCUACCAGUGUUCAUAUCCGUCAGCUCUCACACCGAAAGGGACCUGCCGAAUAUUCUCAAUAUUAGAUUCCAUCCAGACCAGGAUACGGAUAUGGUCCGGUACACUGGCAAUGUCCCCGUGACGCUGUGUACGCCCUUAGAUCAUCAACAUGGUCUCCUCCCUGAAGUCAUUGCUCAACAGGCUGUGGAGUUGAUGAUGACAGAAGGGCUCAAUCCAUGCACUACGGGGGCUGUGAUCCUGUCACACGGUGAUGGUUGUGAGCACUUCUGGCAGCACAUGCAUAGAAGCAUCAACAACCGUGUGAUUGAAAGAACUGAUAUGAAGUCGUGCGAAGGGCUGUAUGUCCAGACUAUGCGUUCGCCCCAGGCACAGAGGAGGUUUAGGGAGUACUGUAAGAAGGUUCUGUCGGAGGUGGAUACACUCUUGGUCUUGGCGGCAUUUAAUGGGACUUCUGGGGCGACCUUUGUGAAGAGAGCUGAUGAUAGUCUGCAGAGGAGGAAUGAGGAAGGCUUGCCGUUGGGCGUUCUUGGAUGCCCAACUAUAUUCCUUUCCAAUCCGGCGAUGGUGUCGACGCUGGUCGACUGCGCCGUCCAGGCUUGCCAAGUGUCUACUGGUAGAAAGGGACUUCCUGAACUCAAUGAGGACGAGAAAAAGGCGCUACCGCCCUACAACCCCCCCUUCUGGCUCACCAGAGAUGCUACCCCUGGGUACAACGAUAGGACUGUUGUUGGAUAA
Perkinsus marinus ATCC 50983 is the source of this 963-nucleotide messenger RNA. RefSeq names its product Sirohydrochlorin cobaltochelatase, putative. Gene Ontology annotation, molecular function: lyase activity. Bases 1 to 963 code for a protein of 320 amino acids. The transcript is spliced from 8 exons. Lineage: Eukaryota; Perkinsozoa; Perkinsida; Perkinsidae. The record is from RefSeq and is a predicted model, not a curated record.